Aureobasidium musti is the source of this 465-nucleotide messenger RNA. NCBI's taxonomy places the organism in Eukaryota, Fungi, Ascomycota, Dothideomycetes, Dothideales, Saccotheciaceae. The record is from the annotation of a GenBank genome assembly.
AUGCCUUCCACUAAAUCGCAAAAAGUCGCCAAGGCCGCGAAUACUGAUGAUGAUGCACAAGGAUUCGUCAAGCAGCAGAACAAAAUGUUGGAAGCAGUCAAAACUCGUCAGGACGAAGCACGUUCAAGAAUCCGCAGAAAUCGUUCCAACAGGCAGAAGGACUUGCAGGCGCGCAUCAGAGCCCUGAAGCGCGGUUCGUCAGCCAAACAACUCGGGAGCAACGCCGACGUGCCAAGUCUUGACCACACGGCAUUCGAAGCCCUUCGAGACCUGCUCGCUCGCAAGACGGAGAUUGAGCAACGUAUCGCUAAAAGCAUCGAGACCCUGGAAAAGGUCAUGAACACGACCUCAAACGAGUUCCAAGCUGCCCUCAGAUCGCGGUCCGAGAAUGCCAAGACUACGACAAUGCCCGCCGCUACAAGCGCUGCAACUGGAACUUCAAGUGCCCUGAUUGUAAAACAAUAA